This is a messenger RNA of Aspergillus alliaceus, 1632 nucleotides long. Its product is annotated as tyrosine-protein phosphatase. The transcript is spliced from 2 exons. Gene Ontology annotation, molecular function: phosphoprotein phosphatase activity. The record is from RefSeq and is a predicted model, not a curated record. Gene Ontology annotation, biological process: dephosphorylation. NCBI's taxonomy places the organism in Eukaryota, Fungi, Ascomycota, Eurotiomycetes, Eurotiales, Aspergillaceae. The coding region runs from base 93 to 911 and encodes 272 amino acids.
GGAUCGCCCAUGCAAAUGCCAUAUAAACCGCCCAAUGACGCAUCUCGGGAAUUUCUGUAACGCAACGAAUUAUAAGAAUAAAGAAGCAAACAAUGGACUACAACCUCCAAGAAAUCCUCUCAUCCGAUAUAAGAACCGAAAUCCCCGCCGAAACAGUCACUACCAUAACUUCUCAACCUCCCUUCGUCUCCAUCCCGGGACUUUUCAACGUCCGCGACAUCAGCAAUGGCGACCUGCGCCCCCGAUACGUCUACCGUUCCGGCGUCAUAUCCAAAAUCUCAGACGAGGGCAAAGUGACCCUCCGCAAUCUAGGCGUCACCACCGUCUUCGAUUUGCGCAGGCCUGAUGAGCGAACCAAAUCGCCCAGUCCUGUCAUCGAGGGCAUCGAGAUCGUCUGGGCACCGUAUACCCAGGAGCCAGGACCGACUGAUCCUUUAGACUUCAAACAAGAGGAUCAAGGCGUCACCGGAUUCCUGAAGAUGUAUAUGUGUAUUCUCGAGAUCUCGACGCCGAUUUACAGGAAGGUUUUCUUGCAUAUUCGGGAUUGUCCGCAGAAACCUUUCCUUUUUCACUGUACUGCCGGUAGAGACCGUACCGGUGUCCUGGCCGCUUUGAUCCUUCUGCUAGCGGAUGCCCCGUCUGAUGCUAUCGUUCACGAUUUUGUCCUCAGUCGGGUCGGAGUUGAGCCCGCCCGGAAGAUGCUGAUGGCGGCCUUCCCGACCAUCUCCGGACCUGUGACCCCGGAGAGUGCCGGGUUGUUGGAGCUGAUGAGUGUGCGAGCCGCUUCUAUGGUUGCAUUCUUGGAUGCGGUUGAACAGUCCUUUGGGGGCGUGACGGGGUAUUUGACGAGAAAACUGGAACUUUCAAACCAGGAUGUGGAGAUUAUACGAAUGAACCUGAGGGGAAAUUAAAAAAUGUUCCAACCCUUGAUUGGUAUAUUCUCGGAACUGUUCUGGUCUAUUCUAUUGAUAGACUUGGGAAGGAAGCAUGUAUGGGUAGAUGUACAACAGUCCAAAGAGGUAUAGUGCCUAACUCCAUUAUAUUUCUGUAGAGUGUAUCAAUUCGUCCUCCAUUAUAUCAGACCAUCAUUCAUUCUUUCCAUUACAGAGAAUUAAGCCCAUAAGUGGCAGAUCCAAAUUCCCUGGGUCUCAGCACCAUCACCUGACAUGACAUCAUGACCAGUAUAGUCAUUCCAGCAUCAUCCCACCUUAUCUGACUAUAACAUACUAGAGUGAAGAUCUAUAUGUUUAUAUAUAUCUCUCUCUCAAUCAAAUGCAUAAUGGAUACCCUGGACACCCUAGCAAUGGACCACCAUUGGGUCCACGGUUCCAUGACCAGACCCUUUACUGCCAUCGUUACCCUAUACAUGGGCCAGCAAUUGGCACUUGAGCUUGCCGUGCAGGAGAUAGUCAGUGUCGUGAAUGAAGUGUAUUAUGGCGGUGAUAGUGACCUUGGUAUAUAUAUCCUUCUUGUUUUUCUUUCUUUUUUUCCUUUGUGAGACUCUUUCAAACCCUGUAAUUUUUUUUUUGGUUUGUUUGUUUGUUUGCUACAAAUAACAUAUACAACUCUAUAUUACUAACACGAGAUUUCAAAAACACCAAACUAAAAAGACGAAUAUCUGAGAGACCUUUG